Meloidogyne enterolobii is the source of this 1866-nucleotide messenger RNA. NCBI's taxonomy places the organism in Eukaryota, Metazoa, Nematoda, Chromadorea, Rhabditida, Meloidogynidae. The record is from the annotation of a GenBank genome assembly.
UGUUUCCUUUAUUGCCUUUCUGUAUUUUUACUGCCGUUCCCUUAUCUGCUUACUUUUUGUGAAGCACUAUGUCCGUCCAUUUGCGGGAGAAGAAAAAUGCAAAAAGGUUUACGUUUUUAUGCUAGACGGGCAUUUUGGUUGAUUUGCCUUUUCUUUAUUUGUUCAAUGUUUUAUAUGACUUCGAGGCAUGGGCCCGAAACUAACGAGAUCGGAUUAAAAGAUCAGGAUGAAAUGUUGAUAGCGGAAUACAAGGCUAGACAAGAUUGGCGGAAAUUCCGACCUGCUGAUCAACAACAAAAUCAUAAUCUGGUCGAGAAUAGGCCUGGUGAGCAAUUAUCUUUUCAACCCCAAGUACCGCCCAACAUGAAUUCAAAAUCAGUUCUUUUCUCUGAUUUAAAUAUUGUUCGGUCAGUUGACAAAGUUUUAGCAUCAAAAAUACAAAACUAUAUGGUUCAACUUCCUCACAAACUUGAUGAAGGAGGAUGCAUGAAAAAUACUACCUUGGCUAAAUAUUGGCUUGAAACACAUAGGAGGGUUGUUCCAGUUGAGGAUAGCUGGGAACGUUUUUAUGCGGGUAUUAGCAGUUGUGAACUUUACAAUGAUGAUAAAUUGGUGGACAAAUUGUUAUCAGAUAUGAGUAAAUUAAGAAUAAAACAUACAGCAAUAAUGGAGGGUGGAACACAAGUUAAGCUUGUUCUGACGUUUGAAAACGAUAAGCAGGCGGUGUUCAAACCAAUGAGAUUUGGUCGAGAUUAUGAGACUGAUCCAAAUCAUUUUUAUUUCGGUGAUUUUGAACGGCAUAAUGCAGAAAUUGCUACAUUUCACUUAGAUAAGAUUCUUGGUUAUCGACGAGCGGUACCUACAGUUGGCCGUGUAGUAAACAUGACUAGCGAACUUAUGGAAGUUGCAGAACGUAGAUUGAGGAAAACAUUUUUUAUAUCGCCAGCAAAGAAUCGUUGUUUUGCAAUAUGCGGCUCUCCAGAUUUAAAAGAAGGCUCCGUUCAAGUAUUUCUUCCUGACGAUACAAGUGUUCCAAGAAAACAUAAUAAAUCUCCUUAUAGAAGAACUUAUUCAAAAAAGAAUCAAUUGGCUGAUUGGCAAGAAGACAUGGAUUAUUGCGAACGAAAAGUAAAGCACAUGCGUCAAUAUGCACAUGGAAGACGGCUUCUUGAUCUUAUCGACUUACAUUUAAUGGACUAUUUAAUUGGAAAUCAGGACAGGCAUCACUACGAGACCUUUGAUGUUUUUGGUGAUAUACCAGCUUAUGCCAUUCACUUGGACAACGGACGCUCUUUUGGUAAAACGAAUUUUGAUGAUGCCGACAUUUUAAUGCCUUUGCGUCAGUGUUGUUUAAUAAAGCCUAAAACAUUGUCCACUCUAUUUGGAUACUAUACUGCUGAUAAAGGACUUUCUGAGACUUUGCACGAGUAUGAUUUAAAUUUUUCAAGAAUUAUAAAACAUUUUAGAUCGCUUUCCAAGGACCCAGCUUUUCCCAUACUUGCCUUUAAACACUAUACAGCAUUGGAGAGGCGUCUUCACAAAAUGAUGGAAUACAUUCUUGAAUGUAUGGACAAACAAAGCGAUAUUACUAAUAUGGUGCGUAACGAGUUUCACAACCCUUCGGUGCCAGCUCCUAUUCCUGGGGAAAAUUUGGAGAGUGAAGACGAGGAUGAGGAUGAUACGGCUAACCAACAGAAUGAAGUACAACCCAAUCCAAAACAGCCCGCUCCGCCUGAACAACAACAGCUAGAUGAUAAAGAGGAGGAAAACGCUCGUAACGUUCUUAAACCUCCUUUACGUCAAAAAAAGGAUGAAGGCAAUGAUGUUCAGAUGCCCGCAAUUAUUCAACCUCCCCCGGCCGCCUAA